AGAAGAGGAGACCGGAGAUGGCGACUGCAAAAUCAUCGACUUUGACUAACUUGAUCCACCAUCUUCUCCGACAUCGCAAACCAACAUCUCCUGUCUGUCUGUUCCUCAGACCCUUUUCCGUGUCUCUAUUAGGCCGUAAAUCCAGUCAUCAUGCGUGGAUCUCCUCUUCUUUACCUCUUCCACGUCCUUAUAUCAGCUUCUCUCCUCUCCUCGUACCUAAAUCCUUCUCUUCUGUUGAUGAAUCAGAACAAGACGAAGACAACGUGUCCUUAGUAGCCUCUCUUAACGAGAUUAACGAUGAUGGCCAAGAAGAUGGGUCGGAACUUACAAUGGUGUCCAUGAGAGAAAACCGAAGAAGCUCGGCUUUGGAGUUGUCUGCGAAAGAGAAGAGAAAGCUUGCUUCUUACGCACAUCAUUUGGGUGACAAACUGAAAUCUCAACUUGUAGGCAAGUCUGGCGUUACGGAUUCAGUCGUCUUGUCCUUCGUAGAGACGCUGGAGAAGAACGAGCUCUUAAAGGUGAAAAUACACAGAACAUGCCCUGGAGAGCUAGAGGACAUGAUUCUACGUUUGGAGGAAGCCACUGGUUCAGUAUCAGUCGGGCAAAUUGCGCGGACCGUGAUACUUUAUCGUCCUAGUCCCACCAAAUUGAAAGCCGACGAGGACAAAAAACGGAAUGAAGAGUAGCAACAGUUUGUUUGUAUCAUCUUUUAUAUACAGGGGAAUCACAGGAGUUGAAGCAGGGCCUAUUAAUGCCAAGACUUUUCUAUUCAGUCGAAUACAUUUUCAUGUUCUUAAAGAAUACAAUCUUGAAACAGAGUAACCCAUUGAUCUACAACUGAAUGAAGCUGUUCUCUGUUCAUUAUACUUUUUCUUGUGAGGUAUACGGUGACUUACUGAGCUACGCAGCUUUCACUUUCUCAGCGUAUCGGCUU
This is a messenger RNA of Arabidopsis thaliana (thale cress), 934 nucleotides long. RefSeq names its product RNA-binding CRS1 / YhbY (CRM) domain protein. Bases 18 to 686 code for a protein of 222 amino acids. The transcript has 2 exons. The record is from RefSeq and is marked reviewed. NCBI's taxonomy places the organism in Eukaryota, Viridiplantae, Streptophyta, Magnoliopsida, Brassicales, Brassicaceae. Gene Ontology annotation, molecular function: RNA binding.